CCGAGUUGCCCCCAAGGACUAUCGGAUCACACAAUGGACGACCCUUCAGCAAGGUCAUAUCCUCGGAGCAACGGCGCAUCCGACCCCCGCGAAGACGGCCGCCCGGCGAAGCGGCCGAGAGAAGACCCUGUGCGGGCACGCGUAAGCAGAGCCUGCGAUCGUUGCAAAGCGCGGAAAUCUCGAUGUUCCGGCACUUGGCCGUGUGUCUUCUGUUCUCACCUGAAGCUCGACUGUCAAUUCACUGCGGCCCAUCGACGGGGUCAGCUUCUUCCUACGAUCGAUGGUGAGAGUGGCAACUCUCUGCAGAAACAACUGUCGGGACAAGUACGCCCGUCGUUGCCUAUCGAGGCCACCCCCGAACGGGGGAGUAGCUCCAAUGGCGGCGAUCGCAGAGAAUUAUUCGCCGACAUGGCAUCCUCCCGGUUGACCCCGGCUGUUACUGCAGACUUAGACCUGGUAUCAACAACAGCGACGCGGUCCGUAGCUGAGAUACGGUCUGAUGAUAAUCCGGAUCACAAUGCCACGCGCAAGGCCCAGACAAGUGACCAUAUUGUUCCCCAUUCAAUGCGCAACUCUCCCGAGCCGUCACAAACCGAUGAGCAAGGCCACUAUGUCGGUCCCGCGUCCGGUGUUUCGUUUCUUUUACGCGUUCAGCAGAAGCUACAGAUCCAGUCUCCAGGGUACUUGAACUCCUCAGUCUUCAACUUUGGAGAUCGACCGCUCCCCGGGCACGAUAUAUCAUUCGCCAUCCUGCCACCAAAGCCUCUAGCGGAGUCUAUGGUACGGCGGUAUUUUGACUUUGCAGCCGCGACGCACCGUUUCUUACAUCGUCCAUCCAUAGAGGCAUGGCUCGAGGAAUUAUACGAGACGAACGGAGCUAUGCUAUAUCAGGAGUCGGCUCGGAGUCGGACUGCCUUGCUCUUUAUGGUGUUUGCGCAAUCAAACAAUUACCGGAGCCGAUCGAAAACCGACACAAAAGAUUGGACUGCAGAGUCGGCCGAAACAGGCGCUCGGUUCUUUGCGGUUGCAGAACACCAACUAUCCAUGGAAAAAGGCCAGAUACGACUGGCCAACGUUCAAGCACGGUUAACACAGUGCUUUUACCUACUAGCACAAUCGCGCCUCAACCAUUGCUGGACACUCUUCGGGAUCACCGCACAUCUCGUGUUGGCGCUGGGAAUACAUCGGAAAUCUCGCGUCGAUCUUGAGAGUUCGAGCCGGGUCGAUUACAUUGACCGAGAGUGUAGGAAGCGGACUUUCUGGUGCGCCUACAACCUCAAUACAUACCUGAGUGCCGCGCUGGGGAGGCCCAUGACAUUCCAUGAUGAAUGGAUCGACCAAGAGUUGCCUCUUUGCGUUGAUGAUGAACAACUUCGCCUAAGCCCUGGCCCGCCACCAGCGGUUCUUGGGCCGUCAAUAACAUCGGCUACGGUAGCUCAAAUCAAGUUGUCCAGAAUACUCGCUGGAAUUCUGCGAGCCCUCUACGGCAUUCACGCUCCAUCAACCGAAGAGCAUUUCACGCUUGCUGCAAAGUUCAACGGGCAGCUAUCAAAAUGGCGAGAAGAUAUCGCAUAUCUCCUCGAUACAGACGGAAGCUCUGCCAUGUUUGUCAAGCUGGUCCUGCGACAGCGCGAUGUUCUUAAACUCGCCUAUUGGCAUGCUCAAAUCCUGGUUCACAGGCCAUUCUUACUAAAGUCUUUCACAAGCCUGGCGAACUAUGGGGUCCACGGCGAGUUGUUGUCAUCUAGGCCACAGGAAAUGCAACAAAAUAUUAAAAUUUGUAUCGAUGCUGCAACGCAGAUCACCGAGCACAUUGAUCGAAUCAACGCCGCCGGCGAGUUUUAUAGUACAUUAUUCUUCAUCCCAUAUUAUGGCUUCAGCGCCGUUGUUAUCCUAUACGUUUACGCCAUCCAGCAACGGUCAGAGCUUCCCGAAAGCUACACGAGACAUUUCCGCUUGGCCUCGAAAUGUCAUGCUCAACUUGAGAGCAUUGCAGUAAAAGGAUCGCUAAUGCAACGAUACGGAGUCGUCUUGCAGGAAUUGCGCCUUGAAGUACUUCGAAACAAUAGUUACCUCGCGUCGGUGUCGACCCCACGAGCUGGAGGAUCCGCUGGGGAUGAGAGUCGCUUGGGACAACCCGAGCGUGCACAAAGUUCUCAAGCGAACGAAACGGGUAUAGGGCAACGGACUGUUGAUGCAAGUUUGGCCGUAAAUACCAGCGGCUUGGGGGUGCGAGAUAAUCGAGACUUUGACUGUCGAGGGGGAGGAACUGAACCUAGUGGAGAUAUGCCUGCAACUUCUACAAGUACGAUAGAUGUUGCAGAUGGUGACUUAGCGCACAUGACUAGUUGGGGCCAGUUUGAUUCUCUGGUCACAGGCGGCACGGGCACUUUGGAUGCGAUUCCUCAGGGCGACGUAUGGGACACUAUCAACGCUACGGGGUUUAAUACUUGGUGAAAAUUCUGUACGAU
Molecule: messenger RNA, 2471 nt
Organism: Ilyonectria robusta
Lineage: Eukaryota; Fungi; Ascomycota; Sordariomycetes; Hypocreales; Nectriaceae
Product: fungal-specific transcription factor domain-containing protein
Exons: 6
Coding region: 34-2457 (807 amino acids)
Biological process (GO): DNA-templated transcription; positive regulation of transcription by RNA polymerase II
Cellular component (GO): nucleus
Molecular function (GO): zinc ion binding; DNA-binding transcription factor activity, RNA polymerase II-specific; sequence-specific DNA binding
Source: RefSeq, a predicted model, not a curated record